UGUUAUGUGCCUCUUCAUUAUCAGACUGAUCCAAGAUUUACUUCAUUUAAAAUUGACAUUUCUCUGGACUGUCAGUACACCUUUCACAAAAUUUGGAGUUUAUGGUGAAGGAUUUGAUGCAUGGUUGUCAUCUUAUUGGCUUUCUUAAAACUACUCAAUUUUCAAUUCAUUUUGCCUGGAUCUGAACAAUAUAAAAGUAGCAUAUUAAAGGAAUUGGAAGAUGAGAUUGAGGUGGGUUGUGAUUGAUGGUUUAGAACCUUGCAUGUGAUCUUGAGAUCUUUGGCCAUUUUCUAAGGGUGGGUUACUUCGUUCUUUCAUAUGUUUUUGGGUCUGAUGCCUCUGGUUUAGGAUCUGUUAAAGGUUUUGGUACACUGUCAGAUUUUGUCUCUCCCAUUGAGGUGUCAUGUCCUGAUAGUUUCAGUGGAAAGAUUGUUUGUUUUAAGCAACAGUGGAUUCAUUGUAUUUUGUAUGCAAAGAAUGGUUUCUCAGGUGUCAUGGGAUGUUUACAGAAGAAGGUGAUGCAUUGAACAAGUGAUUAUGGCAUUUGUUGCUGCCUGUUUGUUCGUGGCCUAGCUUGUCACAGUGAGGUAAUUGAGGAUUCAAUGUUUGGGUCAGUUGAACUGAAAGCAAGGGCUCCGAGAUGUCGAAGUCACUUGCUGCAAUUAUUGGAGGUGCUGCAGGGUUUGUUGCAUUUGUUCUCAUAGUCCUUGGUUGCUUUUGGUUUUUCUUUUUGCAUCGCAAGAGUUCAGCAAAUAGAAACUCAGAAACUGGUUCAUCGGAUCCUUCUGCACAAGAAUGGAACAAAGGAACUAUGAGGCAGUUCACACUUGAAGAGUUGGGGCAAGCAACCAAGCAUUUCAGUGAAAGCAAUCUCAUUGGGGAAGGUAGAUUUGGAUUGGUGUUUAAGGGCCUUCUUCGAGAUGGGACUGUUGUUGCCAUCAAAAGGCGUUCAAGUGCUGCACGACCAGAAUUUGUUGAGGAGGUGCACUACCUAUCAGAGAUCCGGCAUCGCAAUCUAGUUAGCCUUCUUGGCUACUGCCAGGAAUAUGAUCAGCAAAUGCUAGUAUAUGAAUAUCUGCCAAAUGGAAGUGUUUCCAGUCAUUUAUAUGAUACAGGUCUGGACCCCACAACAAAGCUAGAAUUCAAAUAUAGGCUCUUUAUUGCUUUGGGAGCGGCUAAAGGUUUGAGCCACUUGCAUGGUAUGGCACCUCCUUUGGUACACAAGGAUUUCAAAACAAGUAAUGUCCUUGUUGACGAGAAUUUCAUUGCCAAGGUGGCAGAUGUGGGUCUCUCUAGAUUACUAGAGAGAAUUGACGAAGCCAGUUCUUCUCGAGUUACCCGUGGCGAUGUUUUCCUGGAUCCAGAGGUUGGAGAUGCAGGAUCAUUCUCUGAAAGCAGCGAUGUGUACAGCUUUGGGGUGUUUCUCUUGGAACUCGUAACAGGUCGGCAAGCUGGGAGUCUGAAGUUGUCAGAAUCAGUCAGAAGCCUAUAUGAAUGGGUGGAAUCAUGCGUGGAGUCGAAUGAGUAUGGUUCAAUUGUAGACCCAAGGCUUGGGCCUGGUUACACUAAGGAAGGAAUGGGAAACCUUUUCCGCUUAAUUCUUCGAUGCCUAAGUUUGAAUGGGGGGAGGAGACCAGCCAUGGAACAAGUCUCAACAGAGCUUGACCGGAUUCUAGAGGAGGAGAUGACUCUGACAACAGUCAUGGGUGAAGGCACAGCUACAGUAACUCUUGGGAGCCAGUUAUUCACCUCUUCUACGUAAGAGGACGAUAAUUGUUAUUUGUGUCAGAUGAUGCUGAUUGAUUGAUUUUUUAUGCUUGUAACAUAGUUUGAGCUUGUGGUAACCCAAGUUUUAUUCGAUUGAUUGUAUCAAUUGUUACAAUAUAUGAUUGCUACUUUUAUUUUGGUUAAAUUUUUGUGGCUUCUGAUAACAGCAGCUCUGAAAGAAAACUAGCUGUAAUACUACACAUUGAGAGAGAAAAGAAGCAAUUUCUAUUUUCAGUAAAACGGAAUUGUUGCUGUCU
Molecule: messenger RNA, 2024 nt
Organism: Amborella trichopoda
Lineage: Eukaryota; Viridiplantae; Streptophyta; Magnoliopsida; Amborellales; Amborellaceae
Source: RefSeq, a predicted model, not a curated record